GAUUUCUGGCGCUCUAGCUGUGGUUAACAUGUUUUAGUCAAAUGGUUGGAUUAUCUUGCUCAUGGAGGUUAUUCCACGGUACCAAAAUAUGCAAACCACAUUUGACAAUGUUGUGGCCUUGAAGGCUGUUCUCCUGCUCUGGAGAUUGCUUCCGUUCAAAUGUUCGGUAUACUCUCACGUGUAUCUAUCUCCGCCGUGUUUCUUUACUUCUUUCAGUGUUUCCUCCAGCUAUUUUCAGUUCUUGCUUCGGUGUCCCAAGCUACUGCUAGAGUGCUGAAUAACUCGAUGCUCUUGUUUCGUGGUACUAUGCGACUGUCAUUUUUCCAGAACGUGGAUUCAUCGCUGGUUUCGCCGUCCCAUGCUGAUGCUGUGCAGGUCCAUGAAAUCCAGCAUAGCUACACGGUGCGGCAGCCCGAAGACAGGCAGCGUGAUGCGCUCGGGUGGCGCCUGGCGGGAAGGAAUGCGUAUUUUUACCUUUUUUUUAUUUACAAAUCGAUCCUUUGUCCACUUGAAUUGGCCAAAUGGCCCUAAAUAGUACGUAAAUCCUAUUGCCAAUUUGUCGUGGCAAAAUGUUCUCUGAGCGCCACCUGUCUCUUUCACCCAAUUUCCAUCUCAACAUGCUGACGAGUGGAAAGAACUAAGAGCAACUCUAGCGGAGUCGUUGUAUACCCGAUGACUAUAAUAAUUACCAAUGGAUCAUCUUGGAACGAA
Molecule: messenger RNA, 711 nt
Organism: Aegilops tauschii subsp. strangulata
Lineage: Eukaryota; Viridiplantae; Streptophyta; Magnoliopsida; Poales; Poaceae
Source: RefSeq, a predicted model, not a curated record